Messenger RNA from Aspergillus saccharolyticus JOP 1030-1, 1011 nucleotides. RefSeq lists its product as uncharacterized. The record is from RefSeq and is a predicted model, not a curated record. The coding region runs from base 1 to 1011 and encodes 336 amino acids. NCBI's taxonomy places the organism in Eukaryota, Fungi, Ascomycota, Eurotiomycetes, Eurotiales, Aspergillaceae. The transcript has 6 exons.
AUGAAGAGUACACUGACGCAGGGAGACAAGGGAUACAAGCUUGAUGACCUGCGGCAUGUGGUGAUCACAGCUAGUUGUUUUGCGUUGGUCAUCUCGACAUUAGCUGUGGCAUUGCGCCUUUGGUGUCGGUAUCUCACUCGCACCAGGGUUUUUUUGGAUGACUAUCUCAUCAUUGUUGCUCUGGUCUUCGAAUAUGGCAUCACGGUCGCGGGAGUCGUUCUUCUGUACAACGGUCUGGGAACUCACAUCAUCUACGUAUCUCCUGAGCAGCUCGUGGUCUACAUGAAGACCCUGUCGACCGGCACAUUCUUGUAUACGCUGUGUAUCACCUUCGUCAAGCUUUCCAUUCUGGCACUGUACCAACGGAUCUUCUCUCGGGGUCCGAUGAUUAUGGCUGCCAACGUGGUUGGUUGUAUAGUGAUUCUCUGGUGCUUUGGGUGCUGCCUCAUCGGCGCAGUCACCUGUCUACCAUUCCGGAAGCUCUGGGAGCCCACUCUACCAGGAGGAUGCAUCAACCUGGCUCAGUUCUACUAUGGUCUCCAGAUCCCAAAUAUCCUGACUGACGCCAUCAUCCUCGUGUUGCCGAUGAAAGCAGUGUGGGAGUUGCAGAUAUCCCGAUCGCAGAAGGUCAUGCUGUCUGGUAUUUUUCUCAUUGGUACCACGACUCUGGCCUUCGAUAUCGUGCGGUUGGUGGUGAUGAUUCAGCUCUCGAAAUCGGGAGGCGAUAUCACCUAUGACCAAGUCCCCGCAAGUGUUUGGACGUGUAUCGAGCCGAUGAUGGGGAUCACUGCUGCUUGUCUGUCCAACAUGCGGCCCAUCUUCACCAUGCUACCUCGCCCCGAGUGGAGCAAGAAUCUUUCGUGGCGAAAAGAUGCAGAGUCUCUGCCCCCCUCCGCUAAGCCGAAGACCACAACAAUGAAUAAGCAGGAUAUUUAUUCCACCACGGUGUUGCGGGUUGAUAGUUCCCGCUUGACCAACACGAGCACUGCCAGCGAGCGGGAGGAGGUUUGA